GCAGAAGAACGCAUGCGGUGUGCUAGCAGUGCACAGUUAGCUCUGCUGUUCUGCAGUGGGGUAAUACUGACCAGACUUUUACCUGGUGGCUUAUGAGAGCCCUUUGAAAGCCAGACCUUGUGCAUGCAAUAGCAACUUGUUUCCACCUUCUGUUAGCCAGAUGUUGCUUUUGUUCUUUGGCGCAUAGGAGGCAUUAUCUUGAAAAGACUUUUGGGCAAAUGUUCCCAGUUGUGAGCUGUCACUAUUGUUGCACUCGUCUUCAGAAAAAUCGCCCAGAAAUGAAGACAUCUUUUUCCAUCCUGUGGCUUACCUUCCAUUUAAACAUCCAUUGGCAGAGCACAUGAUUUUAAACUUGAAGAUGCUUGAAAUACCUGGGUACUUAAUUACAAAAACUUUGCUUGAAAUUGAAAUAUUAAUAUUUUGAUAACUUAAAGCUUUUCUCUCUUCAGAAUCUUUCAGGCAUUAGGUUUUGGUGGUCUGUGACUCCAGAAGACUAGGACGAAAAACAGAUGCCAGAUAGGUCAACCCUGGGUUGCUUAGCCAAAGCAUUAAGUAAAAAAACUCUUCAUUUCUUACUCGUAUUGCUUUGACUUCAAUCCUGCAAGAAAGUAAAAGUCAGAGCAGCCUUGCGAAGGUACAUAGCAAACACUUGGUGGUUUAAAGUAGAUGUGUCCACUCCUUCAAAGCCUAAUGCACCUGGGUAGCAGAUUGUGGUGAAAGUGUCUAACAAAUUUGAAAUCUCUGAUCAUAAUUUGUGCUGAAAAGUAUAUUUCUGACUUCACCCAGAUUUGCAUUGGGUUGUUUGAAGCACAUACUCCAAUAUCACUGUCAAAGAAGCUACAGGUGGGUUUUGUGCCGUCUCAUUUGUGACUUCAGCCUUUCUCCUGUUCUGUGAGUGCUCUCAAAUUCUACUUUUGAAAUUGUAUACAACCUGUGGAAGCUGGUUGCUUACACAGCUAAACGUAGGUGAAAUCUGCUCCGAAGCUUAAAAUAUUCUUUGGCCUUUCACAGUAGUUACGCAAAUAUGGGUGAAAGUGUUAUCUAGAGGAUGCGUUUUGCUGUUUUACUUCCCAUUUAAAGUGCAGAAUCAUGGUGAAGCCUGAUUGCCUGCUAUGCUCCUACUAAGUUCCUCUAAAAAGCAGAUAAGUUUCCAAGGUACAGUUCAGAAUUCCUUUUUCAUGCUUAUAUGAGUUUAGAAACUUGCAAAAAAGAAAGUUAAGCAUCGUAGUAAAUGAUACUUCUGCUCAGUAUUCUAUGAAACUGAUUUCAAAACCAAUAUGUGACUUAAUAUGGUAACAGUAUUAAUGUAUUGCUUUGGCAUCCUUUCACAGUCUUGAGAAAGAUGAAAGCGGGUGGUAUAAAGGGAAAGAGGCUGUAGACCAGAACAUGGUAAAGGACCAGCCAGGCUGGUGUCCUUUCUGGAAUGCCAGGUGUCUCAUGUGAGGGUUUGAGAAAAUGUUAAUCCACAGGAAUGUAUAACUGUGGCCCUUAUGUUGAUCUUACUGUAUUCUCUACCAUUAGAAUCUUCAGUUACGGAAAAUCAAAUAUUUCUUCAAAAAAUACCAUUAGCAGGUCUAGAUGCUUGAGAUCCAUAAGAUUAUCUAGUUCCUGUGCCAGUCAUGCGCUUGUGGCCCUAAUCCCCUGCAAAGAAUGUCUAUUAUUUCAUUGCUUGUGAAAAUGUAUGCCUUCUAGCACUUCUGAGUGUCUUAACCUUGUCUCACCGAGUACUGUCUUACCUUUUGUUAUGAGACCCGGAAAACAGACCCCAGUCUACAGUCUAGCAUUAGCCUGUUUCUUGUUUUACAGACUUAUUUUACUUACUGGCCUGCAGUCUUGCCCCCUGAGGCACCUGCAUUUGCAGUCUGUAGCAUAACAAUUUGGGGUCUUCCCCCCAUUUGGUUUUCUAGGUCUUUAUUAUUAUUUAGUUAGUUAGUUGGGGUUUUUUCCUAGUUAUUAUUUAGUUCAGCUGUGGUCUUGGGUUGGGUUGGUGCAGGCUGAGGUGCCAGUCAGGGCUUGAAACAAAUUCCUGGGUGUGUUCCUGCCCUGCGUGGAGGGUUGUGCUCACCCACCGUCCAGAAGCGGCUCACCAGGGCUCACCGACCAAGGGGCUUGCCCUGGGGACACAGGGAUGUGCCCAGUCACCACCAUGCUGGGGUGGGGACAGGCAGGAUCAGGGACAGGCUGGCUUAUGAGUUUAUUGAAGUAAAGCUGUCGCUGGCUUAUAGAGAUGGUCAGGUUUGGAGGGAGGGGGGAUUACUAGGAGGGUGAGAUUCACUGAAAGAUUCUUGCUUGACACAGAAAAGUCCUUUAGAAAGGUGAAAUCACAUGAUCCUUUUUUUUUUUUUUUUUUUUUUGUGGCUUACAGUCUCAUUCAAAGAGCUGUAGAAGGGCCAGCAAGAGCUUACUUUGCAGCAACAUGUUGCUGGUAGUUGGUAACACUAGGUGCUGUGUCCUUCCCUUCCUGAGCAAGCGAUGCACAUUUUACCAGUCUUCAGUACUCUAAUGAUUUCUGGCUUAGGUUCAAUUUUUACUUUAAGUACUCCCUUUUGCUGUUUCUGGUGCAGCAGCUGUUUUUGAUCCAUGAUGGUAUGUUCUUGGCGGCAGUUCAGGCAUGUGAGAUGCUCUGCUCUCCCACCUGACUUCUUUUUGAGUGAUGGGCUUUGUACCCCUCUCUGUGGGGUUGGUAUGGGAGAGCUUCAUCCUUGCCCCUGGAAAAGGGUAUGCUGGGAUGGAGCCCUCCUCUGCCCCAGCCUUCUGGGUGCUGAAGGCUGACACUAUCAGCUGUUCCAGCUGUGCCUGCAGAACUUGUCCAGCUAUUGCAGCAGUCCCACUUCUCCUACGACCAGCCAGGUGCCUGACUUCCAGCUAAUGUGUCUGGCACUUCGGCAAGGAUGUUGGUGUUUCGUUUGUUAGUGGUGAUCAAGCUUUUCUUCCAGCUGGAUGCAUCUGUUUGUCCCGAGAAGUGCAACUGCUCUUCAAAAAAUGCAAUUCAUUGCUCUGGUCCUCACAUAAAAGACCUGGAAUCAUUAAAUCUGCCUUGCAACAUGACAGAAAUUUACAUAAUGGACACAAAUGUAGCAUACUUGCAGGAUGAGUUUUCUAGAAUGGUGGAACUGCAGCAUCUCAUCUUGUCUUCGAACAACAUCUCUGUGAUUUCACCAAUGGCUUUUAAAGGCUUGAGAAGGCUAAAAGCCCUCAAGCUGCUAGAUAAUAAGCUGGUUGAACUUCCCCCAGAAGUGUUCGAUGACAUGGUGCAGCUUCAGCAGCUGAUCAUUGAAAAUAACAGGUUGAAAUCCAUCACAGAAAACCUGUUUGACAAACUAGCUGGUUUGGAGGAGCUUUUCUUGAACAAAAACCAACUAAGAGCACUUCCUAGUGGCAUGCUGAAGAAACUCGCCAAACUCAAAGUACUGAACUUGUCGAGAAAUUAUUUGGCAGCACUGCCUCGAAAUAUAUUCAGUGCAUUAACCAGGCUCGAGAAGCUGAUGCUGUAUUUUAACAGGCUGUCUUCAAUAGAGUCUGGUAUGUUUGACAGCCUGAAGGGGCUGCUGGAACUCUUCCUGCACUCCAAUAACAUCCAGUCCAUCGCCCCUGGUGCGUUUCAUUGUCUUGAGAAACUGAGAAUCCUAACGCUUUCCAGAAACAAGCUUGAAGUUUUGCCUCCUGGGCUCUUUCUGCACUUACAUGAUCUGUCUAAAUUGACCUUGUACAGGAACCCACUGAAGUCUCUUCCAGAAGUAUUGUUUGGGGAGAUGAGGCAUCUUGGUAGCCUGUGGCUGUAUCACACAAAGCUCUCAACAAUACCAAAUUUUGUGUUCAGUAACUUGACAAAUUUAGAGCUUCUUGUGCUGAGUUUUAAUCCAGAGCUUAGUGUUCUUCCUAAGAAUGUGUUCAGUGGUCUGAACGAACUGCGGGGCCUUUCUCUGCAUACAAACAAUAUUUCCAGUUUGCCAGAGGACAUCUUCCUGAGCCUUCAGAAACUGCAGAACAUUUCCCUUUUUGAUAACAGCCUCGAGGUUCUUCCUAGAAACCUCUUUCACAAUCUCAAGCAUCUUCAGAAAGUUUACCUGAACAGUACUAAGCUGCAGUCUCUCCCUGGAGACUUCUUCACCGCUUCACCUGAGCUGCAAGAAGUCUGCCUUGAUGACAACCCUUGGAAAUGUGAUUGCCAAAUUCUUGGUUUCCGAGACUGGCUCCAAAGGAGCUUGCAGAUAGUUAAAAAUGUGCCCUCUCUGACAUGUCACAGCCCACUGGCACUGCAGAGUGUUUCUGUGGUGGCUCUGACAGCUGAUCACCUGAAGUGCCUGCCAGCCACUGCUGGUACGUACCCAGCAUUCAGCUCGGCUUACUCCCGGACGUCGACUUCCCUUGUGAUGGAGCAUUUAAUGUCGUCUUGGGACACAGAUACCAGCACACCCACAUCAAUUCCUCCAGGUGUUACCUAUUCUUAUGUCAAAGACGCUGCACAGCCUACAUUUCGUUUCUCAGAAGUUCCAACCCAAACCUAUCCCAGCAUCGUCGUACAAACCAGCAGUGUCAGGGGAACGGAUUUAACUACUCUGGCCUGGUGGGAAGAGUUGUCAGCCCACAGGAGUGCUAAACCCUAUUUUAAUGCCAGAGUUUCUUAUUGUCAGCUAUUCUUGUACCUUCACGGUUUGAUUUUAGCCCUCCAGACGGUAACCAUUGUGCUCGGUGUGUAUGUGAUGGGUAAAACCAGGCAACUCUUGCGCUCCAGAAAUGCUCCUGCUCGGCCUGUAGUUCUGAUAAAAUUUUUAAGAAGAUAGAGAAUACCAGCCAAAGGGAGGAUUAAAAGCGUUGUUUUGGAUGCAUUUGGGGGGUUUGGGCAGUUGACACUUGAUUCAGACAUGGAUUACAAACCUUCAUAGCAAGAACCAUAAAGACCUCGUCUUUAUGGCUAAAGGCAUAAUGAAAAUGUGCUUUUAUGCACCUUACAACCACUUUUGGCAGACACUGUAAUCACUGUAUAUUGCUACAGCAUUGGUGCAUGAACCUGGAGAACGAGCUGAAAGAAAAUCUGUGGUCACCUCUGCACGUGUACUACUGGUGUCCUGCUUUGGACUGCAGCCCUGUCCCUGCCAGACCCCACUGCUGCCGUGCUCGCGCCGCUCAGGUGGAGGUGGCAUCAGCGCGGGGAAGCCUACAUAGGAACACGGCUUUAACCACGCUUGGAAGGUUGCCCAUAGUACUUCAAAUGCUAUUAUGCCUUAUGCUGCCUGCAGUGUUUUGUCUCCUUAUUGAGAAAAUAAAUGGUGUUUUGGGGAGGAGAUGCUUUGAAAGGGGGGGGGGGGGGGGGGGGGGGGCGCAGAAUGGUAUGGCACAGGUGGUGUCUUUUUUUGCUGUCUGUCCUCAGCCUCUUUGCAGGGCAUAUCAGGAGAAAGGGGUACCAUUUCAAGCUAACAGUGCUUUCCUCUAGCUUAACCAGAGAAAGAUCGUUAAGAUGCUGGGCUGGGAAAUGUAAUCUCUAUGUAUUUUGUUGUUUGGGUUUUUUUCGGGGAAACUUUGUAAAGUUAGUACAACUCUGAAUUUUAUGUGAACGCUUUCAUCCUUAAACUUUGACCAGUGGUCUGAAAAGCAAGGCGUUACUCGCUGCAAGAUGUAGUGAGCCUUGAAACCAGAGCACGGGGCAGAUGCCCAGGACUGAGCCUUGGCUCCACAGGAGCAUAGCUGGUUUGAGAACUGGUCUUGACUGAGCUGGGAAAGAAAGGGAUGGUCUCUCCUGGGCUUGGCUAGCAAAACAUAGGUGUGUAGCAAAGUGGCAAGGAGCCUGCCUGAGCUGAGGGCCCUUGAAGUGUCACCGCCACCUUUGAAGUUGGCUGAGGAAGGUAUGCAUUGCCAUCAAGCUGCAGCAUGCAGUAGCGUAUUCAGCCUGGGUGGUUUUAUUUUUUCUUACUACGUAGUAUUACUCCCUGACUUCCAGCCCUUUCAAGUGUUGAUAUGCAAAGGCAACUAGGAGGCAAGAAUAUGGGGUUUGAAAUGUUUGUUAAUAAUUUGAAAGAUAUUAAUCUGUCAGACUGCAUGUGCUUUGGUAACUCUUGUAUGUAACUAUUAGCUUUUAUCUUAAUUGUGUGACUUAGCUUGUUCUUAAAAGCUCUGACAUUGUGCUCAAAAGCCUCUGGGUGUGCUUCCCCAGCUCCUUGGGCAGGAGACCCGAUACUCCGGGAGUCCUUUCGCAGCCUUACUGACUUUCUAACUAUUGAGGUCUUUCCUGGACGGCCUUGAAAAAUGGCACAUUAUAAGGCUGAGGUGAAGAGAGCUUGCAUUUACUGCGGGUUUGUGGCUUGUUCCCUGCUGUGUGUUAGUCUGGGCAAUGAGAAUAAACUGUAGUCUACU
This is a messenger RNA of Falco peregrinus (peregrine falcon), 6351 nucleotides long. RefSeq names its product platelet glycoprotein V. Gene Ontology annotation, molecular function: protein binding. The transcript has 2 exons. The record is from RefSeq and is a predicted model, not a curated record. Bases 2892 to 4784 code for a protein of 630 amino acids. Lineage: Eukaryota; Metazoa; Chordata; Aves; Falconiformes; Falconidae.